Molecule: messenger RNA, 621 nt
Organism: Yamadazyma jaroonii
Lineage: Eukaryota; Fungi; Ascomycota; Pichiomycetes; Serinales; Debaryomycetaceae
Source: the annotation of a GenBank genome assembly
AUGUCAAAAGGUUUAUGCUUGUACUCCUUUGAGACGUUAUAUUCACAAUUGAACAAUCGUCAACCUGUCAGUUUCAAAAACAUCUUAUCUUCCGUUAAAGAAUCAAUUGAAGAUUUCCCACAAAAAGCUCCGUUAUUCGUUACAUGGGACAAAGAUCAUGAUUUAAGGGGUUGUAUAGGAACAUUUCAAGAACAACCCAUUGAAUCGGGGGUCAAAAGGUUUGCCCUAACUGCUGCCUUACAAGAUCAUAGAUUUCUGCCCAUUAAAGCUAGUGAAUUACCCAAUUUAUCUUGUGAUGUCACGUUAUUGGACAAUUUCCAACCAAUCACUGAUCCGAUGGAUUGGGAAAUUGGUAAGCAUGGAUUGAGGUUAAACUUCGAAAUCAAUGGAAGUUAUUACUCAGGAACCUUCUUACCUGUGGUGGCAGCCGAACAACAAUGGGAUAAAUUGACGACCUUAUGGCAUUUGAUCCGAAAAUCAGACUACAGUGUUUCUAAAUCUCAAACUGUCCAAUUUUAUGAGUCUGGACUUGCUAACGGGACUCUUCAAUUAGAGACCUAUGAGGGUUUGAAAUAUAGUAUUGACUACGAAGAGUUUGCAGCGUGGAAAGAUGGCUCAUAG